UCAGGAAGAGCCGGCCUGCACCUGUUGCUCGAGCUCGCUCGGGAUUUUUCUCACGGGACUCGGACCCUAACCCGGGGCUCCAACCCCCGAACCACACACCAGCACCGGAGCAGUCCGAUGGAUGCUUGAUGGUAGAAGUGGGAAUGUGUUAGAACCAAAAAACUGCAGAGGAAGGAAGGAACGAUGUCUGUGAACGAGCUCUUCACGAAGUACACACGGGUGUGGAUCCCGGACCCAGACGAUGUGUGGAAAGCUGCAGAGAUCACCAAAGACUACAAGGAGGGAGAUCCUGUCCUCCACCUGAAGCUGGAGGAUGAAGCGACUCUGGAGUACCCAGUGGGUCCAAAGGCGAACCCCCUGCCUUUCCUGCGGAACCCGGACAUCCUGGUGGGCGAGAACGACCUGACGGCUCUCAGUUACCUGCAUGAACCUGCAGUGCUGCACAACCUGCGAGUACGCUUCCUGGAGUCCAACCACAUCUACACCUACUGCGGCAUUGUUCUGGUGGCCAUUAACCCGUACGAGCAGCUGCAGAUUUACGGAGAAGAGGUGAUCAAUGCCUACAGCGGGCAGAACAUGGGGGACAUGGACCCCCACAUAUUCGCUGUGGCCGAGGAGGCGUACAAGCAGAUGGCCAGAGAUGAGAGGAAUCAAUCCAUCAUCGUCAGCGGAGAAUCUGGAGCAGGGAAGACGGUUUCUGCCAAGUACGCCAUGCGCUUCUUUGCCACCGUGGGCGGCUCUGCAAACGACACCAACGUGGAGGAGAAGGUUCUAGCGUCCAAUCCCAUCAUGGAGGCCAUCGGAAACGCCAAAACCACCCGGAAUGACAACAGCAGCCGCUUCGGGAAGUACAUCCAGAUCGGCUUCAGCAGACACUACCACAUAAUCGGGGCCAACAUGAGGACGUACCUGCUGGAGAAGUCCCGCGUGGUCUUCCAGGCCGAGGACGAGAGGAACUAUCACAUCUUCUACCAACUGUGUGCCUCGGCCAGUUUACCAGAGUUCCAGGAGCUCGGCCUCACCAGUGCUGAAGACUUCAUCUACACAUCUUUAGGAGAGAACAUCUUCAUUGAGAGCGUGAACGAUGCUGAGGAGCUGAAGAAGACCAGAGAGGCCUUCAUGCUGCUGGGUGUGAAGGAGACCAGCCAGAGCAGCAUCUUCAAAAUCAUCGCCGCCAUUCUCCAUCUGGGCAACAUUGAGAUUUCCCCGGAGCGAGAUCAGGAGUCCUGCUCAGUCUCGAGUGACGACCUCUAUCUGCAGAACUUCUGCAGGCUGCUGGGGGUGGAGCUGCAGCAGAUGAAGCACUGGCUCUGCCACAGGAAGCUGGCCACGGCGUCUGAAACCUACGUGAAAAGCAUGUCCCUGAAGCAGGCGCUCAACGCCCGUAACGCGCUCGCCAAGCACAUUUACGCCCGCCUGUUCGACUGGAUCGUGGAGCAUGUCAACAAGGCGCUGCACACCUCUUUCAAGCAGCACUCCUUCAUCGGGGUCCUGGACAUCUACGGGUUCGAGACGUUCGAGGUGAACAGCUUUGAACAGUUCUGCAUCAACUACGCCAACGAAAAGCUGCAGCAGCAGUUCAACUCGCACGUCUUCAAGCUGGAACAGGAGGAGUACAUGAAGGAGCUGAUCCCCUGGACGCUCAUCGACUUCUACGACAACCAGCCCUGCAUCGACCUGAUCGAAGCGCGACUCGGAGUCCUGGACCUCCUGGAUGAGGAGUGUAAAGUGCCAAAGGGAACAGAUAAGAACUGGGCAGAGAAGCUCUACAAGCAGAACUCCAGCAGCGCGCACUUCCAGAAACCCCGGAUGUCCAAUACGUCUUUCAUCAUCAUCCACUUCGCUGACAAGGUGGAAUAUCAGUGCGAAGGCUUUCUGGAGAAGAACAGAGACACCGUCUACGAAGAGCAGAUCAACAUCUUGAAGGCCAGCCAGUUUCAGAUGGUUGCAGAUCUGUUUCAUGAGCAGGGCGACGCUCCCGUCGCCAAGUCCUCCAGAGUGAACGUCCGAGCGGCCAAGACUGUCCCCAAAUAUCCCAACAAGGAGCACAGGAAGACGGUGGGCCACCAGUUCCGCUCGUCUCUGCACCUCCUCAUGGAGACCCUGAAUGCCACGUCUCCUCACUACGUCCGCUGCAUUAAGCCCAACGACGAAAAGGAGUGCUUCUCGUUUGACUCUCGGCGAGCCGUGCAGCAGCUCCGAGCCUGCGGAGUGCUGGAGACCAUCCGGAUCAGCGCAGCCGGGUAUCCGUCCAGGUGGACAUACCAGGACUUCUUCAGCAGGUAUCGAGUCCUGAUGAAGAAGUCGGACAUGACGGCGACGGAUAAGAAACCGGUGUGCAGAAACCUACUGGAGACGCUGAUAAAGGAACCGGACAUGUUCCAGUUUGGAAAGACGAAGAUCUUCUUCCGAGCCGGUCAGGUGGCGUACCUGGAGAAGCUGCGAGCCGACAGGUUCCGCUCGGCCUGCAUCAAGAUCCAGAAGACGGUCCGGGGCUGGCUGCAGAAGCUCCGGUACCGGAGGAUCCGCAAGUCGGCCAUCACCCUGCAGAGAUACGGCCGUGGAUACCUGGCGCGCAGGCACGCAGAGUUCCUCCGUCUGAGCCGGGCCGCCCUCAUCUGCCAGAAACAGUACCGCAUGGUGAGAGAACGACGAGCCUAUCAGAGAGUGAGAUGGGCCGUCGUCACCAUCCAGGCCUACACCCGAGGGAUGUACACCCGCAGGAUCUACUGGGAGUUCAUGCUGCACCACAAGGCCAUGAUCAUCCAGAAGAACGUACGCGGCUGGCUGCAGAGGAGGAAGUUCAUCCGAGCGCGCAACGCCGCCAUCACCAUCCAGUGCGCCUUCAGACGGAUGCACGCCAAGCGGCAGCUGAAGCAGCUGAAGAUCGAAGCACGCUCAGCACAACAUCUGAAAAACCUCAACUCGGGCAUGGAGAACAAGAUCGUACAGCUGCAGAGGAAGAUGGAUGACCAGUCCAAAGAGUUACGAACGCAGAACAAUCAGCUGCUGUCAACCAACACCACGCUGGGCUCGGAGCUGACCCGGCUGCAGAAGCAGCUGGAGCAGGUCCACAGCCAGCCGGGCGAUACCGGCCGCGUGGUGUCGCUGCAGGAGGAGGUGGAGAGGCUGCGAGAGGAGCUGCAGGAGGCGCACAAUCACAGGAGGAAGCUGGAGGAGGAGCACGGUAGUGAGAAGCUGGAGCUCACACAGAGGGUGGAGGACCUGCAGAGAGAGAACUCCCAGCUGAAGGCCGAGAAGGAGGAGAUUAACCAACAGAUCCUGCAGGACUCCAGGAGUUCUGAAGAGGAGACAAGCAGGGCGUCGCUGCAGUUGGAGUUGGACGCGGAGCGCGAGCGCUACCAGAACCUCCUGAAGGAGUUCGGCCGGCUCGAGCAGCGCUUUGACAACCUGAAGGAGGAGGUGUCUCUGAACAAGUUCCAUCCCGGCCACAGGAGGACUACGUCCAACCAGAGCAGCCUGGAGUCAGACUCCAACUACCCGUCUAUCUCCACCUCUGAGGUGGGAGACACCGAGGAUUCCAUUCAGCUGGUGGACGAGAUGGGCGUGGAGAAGGCAGCGAUGGACAUCAGUCUGUUCAUGAAGCUGCAGAAGAGGGUCCGAGAGCUGGAGCAGGAGAGGAAGAAGCUGCAGGUCAACCUGGACAAAAUGGAAGAGCUGGCCAAGCACAAGGGCUCGGAGCCGAGGAGUCCCUCUUCUGAUCAGGAGAUGGCAGAUCUGGCCUACAACAACCUCAAGAGACAGGAGCUGGAAUCAGAAAACAAGAAGCUGAAGAAUGACCUGAAUGAGCUGAGGAAGACCAUUGGUGAUCACGCAUCGCAGAACAACUCGUCCAAUCAGCUGCAGGACAGUUAUAACCUGCUGGUCAGUCAGCUGAAGGCAGCCAAUGAGGAAAUGGAUGCCCGCAAGGAGGAGGUCCUUAUCCUGAGAACUCAGAUACUGAGCAACGCUGAGCUGCAUGAGAGGAGCAAGCAAAUGCAGGAAACUGAGAAGGAAGCUGAACUGAACAGCAAGGAGCCGCUGGACAAAGAAGAGGCUCUCCAAGCUUAUCACAGACUCUCCGAGUCCAAAAGGCUGCUGGAGGCCCAGCUGCAGACCCAGUCCAGGCAGAACCAGGACGAGCUGGAGGCCCUGCACACCCAGAUUGAGCUUCUCAAGGCCGAUAUAGAGAGCAAGCAGGAGAUGCUGAACUACACCCAGUCUCUGUCCCCGGAGGCAAAGGUGGAGUACAGCGUCCAGCUGGAGAUCACACGCCUCACCAACAAAAACCUGGACCUCAAGGAGCUGGUGGAGAAGCUGGAGAAGAAUGAGCGGAAGCUGAAAAAGCAGCUGAGGAUCUACAUGAAGAAGGUCCAAGAGCUGGAAGCAUCUGCUGCUCAGAGCAGCUCCUCCAAACCGGAGCUGACCCACCAGGUGACGGUGCAGAGGAAGGAGAAGGACUUUGAAGGAAUGCUGGAGUACAGCAAGGAGGUGGAAGGACGCCUCAUCCAAACUCUGGUCAAAGACAUCAGGCCCAGCAUGGUGUCGGCCACCGUCCCCUGUCUGCCGGCGUACAUCCUCCUAAUGUGCAUCCGCCACACUGACUACGUCAAUGACGACCAGAAGUUGAGUUCUCUGCUCACCUCCACCAUCAACGCCAUCAAGAAGGUCCUAAAGAAGAACAACGACUUUGAGAUGAUGUCGUUCUGGCUGGCCAACACCAGCCGGUUGCUGCACUGCCUGAAGCAGUACAGCGGGGAGGAGUCCUUCAUGACCCGGAACACCGACAAGCAGAAUGAACACUGUCUGAAGAACUUUGACCUGACUGAGUACCGCCAGGUGCUGUCCGACCUGUCCAUCCAGAUCUACCAGCAGCUCGUCAAAGUGGCCGAGGGAAUCAUCCAGCCCAUGAUCGUGUCGGCGAUGUUGGAGAGCGAGAGCAUCCCGAGCCUGGCGGGCAUGAAGCCGAUGGGCUACCGAAACCGCUCGUCCAGCAUGGACACGGACGCCGACGGCCCCACCAGCUACACCCUGCAGGCGCUGAUCCGACAGCUGGGACAGUUUCACAGCAUCAUGCAGGACCACGGCCUGGACCCCGAGAUCACGGGCCAGGUGGUCCGGCAGCUCUUCAGCUGCAUCAACGCCCACACCCUCAACAACCUGCUCCUGCGCAAAGAUGUCUGCUCCUGGAGCACCGGCAUGCAGCUCAGGUACAACACCAGUCAGAUGGAAGAGUGGCUCAGAGCAAACAAUCUGUAUCAGAGCAACGCCGCCGAGACUCUGGAGCCCAUCAUCCAGGCCGCUCAGCUGCUGCAGGUCAAGAAGAAGACGUCCCAGGACGCUGAGGCCAUCUGCUCGCUGUGCACGGCUCUCACCAUGCAGCAGAUUGUGAAGAUCAUGAACCUCUACACCCCUCUGAACGACUUUGAAGAGCGAGUCACCGUGUCCUUCAUCAGAAACAUCCAGACAUGCCUGCAGGACAGGACCGAGCGUCCUCAGCUCCUGGUGGACACCAAGCACGUCUUCCCCGUCCACUUCCCGUACUCCCCGUCGGCCCUGACCCUGGACACGCUGCACAUCCCCGCCUCCCUCGGCCUCGACUUCCUCACCAGGGUGUGACCAGACCGAGGUCGUCCCAACACCGGCCUCCUUUUUCAGACGUCUUAAUAUUCCCGGAGGAGUGCCUGUCCAACUGUCUGUGAGCCGCGUUCAGGCCCCCUUGGAGUCCUGUAACUCAUCACAGCUUUGGAUCUCUGUUAUCCGUGUGUAAAGCAGUCCACUGACGAUGUCACAGCAGGUGCAGCCUGAAGAAGGUGAGAGGAGGUGAGCUGAUCGGUCCGGGACAAGUUGCCUAAGGCUCCAGGAGGAGGUUCGACGAUAAAUUCAGAUUUACACGCGUUUGAGAAUCUCCAAUUUUACCCACAUGAACGAGUGCAGUUUCUUUACUGUUUGCGGGAUCUGGCGACAUCUAAUGAUUCAAGUGGUAAACUGGAGCUACAUAGAUGACUCCUAACCCUUACCCCAACCCCAACAUGGCGGCAGGUGAGCAGGUGAUCUGUGAUGCUUCUCAGGGUUUAAACUGCUUCCUCUAAAACUGCCAACAAAGUUUAAGCCUGAUUUCCAGGUGACCGAGUGUUCAGACUGGCUGCAGGGCAAAUCAGUGAAUAGUUGGUGGUCGACCUUUGGCAAUUAGUUGUUAUACGAGAACAAAUCGCUGAGACGUCGCCGCGCCAUCUCCAACAGCUGGCACAUACCUAGCAUUCCAAAUAUCUACAGCAAGGUUGGGAUGAUGUCACCAUGAGGGAAGAUAAUCCAUAAAGCCAGUGAAAACUGGCCCGAUGAUCGUCAAGAAAGUCGUCAAUUAUUUACUGACUCAGGUUCUCAGAGGAUGAUGCUGUCUAAUUUUUGAAAAAAUGAACAAAUUGGAGGAUUUGUAGAGAAACUGCAAUUCUUGGUGAAGUUUUCACGUGUGUAAACCUUGUUUUUAUCUGCCAAUUUCUGUCUGCGAGGAGGAUGUUGGAAUAUAAAUGGGUGAGUGAAGGUGUGAAGAAAGGAAGGGGGUGAAGUUUUUCAUGAACGGGUUGUUGGAGAGCUGGUAGGAAUGAAAUCAAACAAAAAAAACUUGCUGCUCGUCUUCAUUCUCUCUUUUCUUCAUGUAACUGGACGAUUGCAGAGCACUAAUUAUAACAUUCAAAGUUAAUUUUCUUUUUGCCUUUUUAUUUAUGUGAAAUUACUUUUUUUUUCAUGUUUAAAUGAGAUCAUUUGUAUAUCAAAACAAAGAUCUCACUGUCUGUCGGAGAGACUAAUGUCCAACUAAAGUGUGUCUCAGUUUCUGAACAAUGGUGCCAUUAUGUGACAAUUACAAGAGCUUUACAUGUUAUUAUGUUUUAUACCACGGUCUGUGUGAAUACUCCAUUCUGAUUGGCUGGCAGGUGGAGGUUAUAAGUGAUAACCUACACCUAGAAAACAAGUUUGGUCAAAUUGCCUGAUUACUUUAAUAUCAUUGCUCUGGAUCAACUGCCAGGUGGUAACCACGGCAACGGAGAUUCAGAGAAGAAGAGCCGGCUACCGCAGGACGGAGACAUGAGUGAUUUUGUCAUCUUUUAAUUUAUUUGGUGAAUUUAACAAUUUUGAUGACUGGGAUGCAGAAGAGGAGAGAAAAGAAAGUAACGGAGCUGAGCGGACUACAAGUUAUGGCUUGUUAAAAAACGUUGUAAUUCACCAGGUUCCAACGGCUGCAGACGAGAGAUUAAAUAGUCGCUCAGCUGUGGCUUGUUAUAAAACUAAUGAUUUCAACUGAAAACACAUUAAAGCAUGAAUAACUGAUUUAAUAUUUAUGUUUUUUGGUAAGUGACCGUGGUAUAAGUGGGAUAAUGCCCUUCCAGGUGACAUUAACAUAAAUAUAUGGACUUCGCAUCGUUCAUAUAUUUCUGAUGAUGUACACAUUAUCCCUUACAUAUAUCAUUUACUCAAUUAAUUCUGGAAAAAAAUUUGUAUGAAGUUAAACUGUAGUAGAAAUGAAGUAAAACUACUUCUGUUUGGUGUCUGGAGAACGUCAGCGCAGAACUGUUUGGGAGAAAGUUCACACUAACGUCACCGACACCUCGGUUGUCUUGGAGACCGUUAUGUUGGAGUAAAGCUCCAAUGAGAGAUUUCUUCCUUGAGAUUGUCUUUCUUGAAUACAACAAUAAAUGUAUGUUUUUUGAAAUAAAUAAAUGACAAAUAUUUGUGAUAA
Cololabis saira (Pacific saury) is the source of this 7735-nucleotide messenger RNA. RefSeq names its product myosin VB (gene myo5b). The transcript is spliced from 39 exons. Gene Ontology annotation, cellular component: actin cytoskeleton; vesicle; cytoplasm. Gene Ontology annotation, molecular function: ATP binding; actin filament binding; microfilament motor activity. Gene Ontology annotation, biological process: actin filament organization; vesicle transport along actin filament. The coding region runs from base 184 to 5619 and encodes 1811 amino acids. Lineage: Eukaryota; Metazoa; Chordata; Actinopteri; Beloniformes; Belonidae. The record is from RefSeq and is a predicted model, not a curated record.